AUGUUCAACAUACCGUCGCAACACUCGGGAUUCAGAUCUGAAGACUCGGACGCAGAUGAUGCCGAGAUCGAAGAACCAACUCAGGCACGUUGGUCUCCUCCAGGUUCCCACCAGCCUGAGUCACCCGAAGGCAGUGGAUGGUACCGGCACCAGCCUUACCAGCGCAAAGGUAACUCCAAUACGGAUCGCAUGCGGCUCAUGCCCACAGUCGGCCUCGGCAUUUCCCCAUCCCAGUCGCGUGAGCCCAGUCCACAGUAUGAGGAUGCGCUCGAAGGCCCCGCGAAUACUAGACCAAGCGAUCGCGCCACUCCCGGAGACACCUCUGAUGCAGCUAAUGUGCCUCUCCCGGCGGGUGCAGAUACUCCUCUUCAUGGCCGUUCCCCGAGUCCCCCUCCUCGUCCCAGCGCAGGGGACGCCUCUCGCGUUAGUCCGGAGGAUGACAGGGACGGUUUUGGCCCGGAGAUUUUUAGUAACUUUGCGUGGUGUACUAAGCAUGGUUUUGUUUUUGCGAACACAGACAUUCGUUUCGCGGUGCGCGCAGAAGUUCAGCAACGAGAACCAAUCGCAGCGGUAUUCGGUUUCCUCCGCUCCAAGUUCGAGCGUAUGACAAGCUCCAAGUCUCACACGACCUUGUCUAUCAUCGUCUUACUCCUCGCUAUCUCUUUCAUGCGAGCGUUGGUCCUUCCAGGCCUCCCGCAAUCAAUCCCAGACCUCGUCAAGCUCUCCGGCUUCGCCCGCUCAUUCGAACCUCUGAUCUACUACUCAGAGAACGGAGUGCAGCAAAUCGGCACGCUGCAGGAAACCGGCGUCGCCGUCUGGGACCUGAGCGAGUCCGUCCGCGGCACAAACAUGACCAGCGCGCCGAUAAUAGUAGGCCAACUGGACGAGCUCUCCGACUCGCUCAAAUCCCUCUCUCUCGAACUAACCCGCUUCUUCGCAAACGUCGACUCAGACAUCGACUCCAUUCUCAUCGUAAUGGACUGGGCCAAGCGCGAGCUGGAAACGCUCUCCAACCAGCCCCCGAGCAGCCUCCCCACCAUCGUCUUCGACAACUUACACGACAUGCUCUCCCGCAUCGGGGCCCUCGAAAGCUCAGCUUCGAACUCCGACGGCGCCCCCACAACAAUAACAACUCCCCUGGGCCACCUCGUCAUGGCCAUCUUCGGACCGACCUCCGCCCAACGCACACGCACAACCCUAACGCGCACGUUCACUGAAUUCCUCUCCGUCCUCGAAGAAUCCAUAAACAGCGAAUUAACGCACUCAACGGCACUCUUCGCCCUCUUCGAAUCCAUCGACCGCCAAUUCCUCAAUCUGCAACGCACCGUCGUCCGCGAAUCAGACGCCCAAGAACGCGCCGAAGGCGAAAUGCUCUCUUCGCUGUGGACCAGAGUUCUGGGACCGGACGCCGCAGCCGUCCGCAAAUACGAGAAGAACAGGAAACUCCUCGCGAACGUGCGCUCCCGCACAGUCGCUAACAAACACCUCCUCGUCGACCACCGCGGCCGCCUACUGACGCUGAAGGUUAAUCUGGAGACGUUGCGGCGCAAGCUCGUCAGCCCGCUGGUUCGGCGGAAUGAUUCCGUCAGUUUCGUCGGCUCGCUUGAUGGUGGGAAUGGGAAUGGCAAUUCUGGGUCUUCUGGAAGAAUGCUUGGACCCGUUGAGGCGGUGAUUGAUGGGCAGAUUCGCGGGCUUGAGGGGACAUACGAUUAUCUGCGUUCUGUGAGGGAGAAGCAGAAAGCGAAGCUUUUGGAAAUGGUUUAUGGCGCUGGGAGGAAGGUUAAUCGGCCUAUGAUUGAUGGGUUGGAGGGGAGGAUUAAGAAGCUUCGCUUCGGGGUAUUGAACCUUUCCUUAUUGUCGGGCAUAGCGUCUUGUCCUUUCGGUGGGAUUGGGGCGUUUGGUCUUCUCCUUCUUUCGUCUUGGGAUCUGGAGUUUGGGCAUGUGUCACGGGCAUCGGUGGCGGACUCUUGGUGA
This is a messenger RNA of Penicillium bovifimosum, 1974 nucleotides long. RefSeq lists its product as uncharacterized. The record is from RefSeq and is a predicted model, not a curated record. NCBI's taxonomy places the organism in Eukaryota, Fungi, Ascomycota, Eurotiomycetes, Eurotiales, Aspergillaceae. Bases 1 to 1974 code for a protein of 657 amino acids. The transcript has 2 exons.